Molecule: messenger RNA, 675 nt
Organism: Hydatigera taeniaeformis
Lineage: Eukaryota; Metazoa; Platyhelminthes; Cestoda; Cyclophyllidea; Taeniidae
Source: the annotation of a GenBank genome assembly
AUGGUGAAUAAGGAUACAAUACACGGUGUAUUGAAUGUCAUAGCUGGGUUCUUAAUUCACUUGUCCUUCGGUUGUAUGUAUACAAUCGGGAACAUGACUCCUUACCUCGCCUCCUAUGUUGCUAAGUACAUUGACCCAAACUUCAAUAAUGGACUGGUUGUCUGGGUCUCCGCUGCAGCAUUGGCAGCUCAGGGUCUUUUCAUGCCCUUUGGUGGUAUUUUAGCACCGAGAUUGGGUGUAAAACUGGUCAUUAUACUCGGCUGUAUAAUUAACAGCGGGGCCUUUAUGCUGACAUGUAUUGCUCUACGGUAUGGAUUCGUUUGGGUUCUUGUGACCCAUCUCAUUUCUCUUGGUUUGGGCGUGGGUUUCGCCUAUUCCGUCGUCAUGCAGGCUGCUGCUAGCUGGUUUCCCGUUAACGGUGGUUUCGUGCUUGGCUUAAUUGCGGCAGGUUUUGGUCUGGGAGCCCUUGUCUUCACACCGAUUCAGAUGGCUUUCGUGAAUCCAGACAACCUACCGGUGAACAGUACAACGAGGCAAGAUCCGGGAGUGUUAAGCCGUGUACCAACUUCAUACCUCGUCAUCGGUGGUAUAAUGUUGGGUCUGCAGGUUAUCGGUUGUGCUAUAAUUCGGAGAAAACCGACACCCAAGGAGGUGAGGAUAUAUUUUUUAGCGUAG